This is a messenger RNA of Xyrauchen texanus (razorback sucker), 2916 nucleotides long. Its product is annotated as spermidine synthase-like. Bases 112 to 981 code for a protein of 289 amino acids. Gene Ontology annotation, biological process: spermidine biosynthetic process. The record is from RefSeq and is a predicted model, not a curated record. Gene Ontology annotation, cellular component: cytosol. The transcript is spliced from 8 exons. Gene Ontology annotation, molecular function: spermidine synthase activity. Lineage: Eukaryota; Metazoa; Chordata; Actinopteri; Cypriniformes; Catostomidae.
GUCAUUCGGCGUUCAAGAAAUCCACGUAACUAACUUGGUGUGAGCACUCACUGAACUAGUUUGAUCAGACUGGUUCAUUGCACCGGUGCUUUUAUUUUAGAUCCCCCAGCAAUGGACAGCAUCAAAGACGGGUGGUUCACCGAAACGUGCACAUUAUGGCCUGGUCAAGCGAUGAGUCUUCAAGUGGAGGAAGUGUUGUAUCAUAAAAAAUCCAAGUUCCAGGAUGUGAUGGUUUUUAAAAGUAAAACAUAUGGAAAUGUUCUGGUUUUGGAUGGAGUUAUCCAGUGCACAGAACGGGAUGAAUUUUCUUAUCAGGAAAUGAUUGCAAAUCUACCUCUUUACUGCCACCCUUGCCCCAAGAAGGUUCUCAUUAUUGGUGGAGGAGAUGGUGGUGUUCUGAGGGAAGUUGUAAAGCAUCCAUUGGUUGAGUCGGUUGUCCAGUGUGAGAUUGAUGAGGAUGUAAUAAAUGUAUCCAAGAAGUACCUCCUUGGAAUGGCAAAAGGAUUCUUUAGCCCCAAGCUCACUCUAAAUGUAGGUGAUGGAUUUGAAUUCAUGAAACAGAAUCAGGAUGCCUUUGACGUCAUCAUCACAGACUCCUCAGACCCUGUCGGUCCUGCCGAAAGCUUGUUCAAAGAGUCUUACUAUCAGUUAAUGAAAACUGCACUUCACGAGGGAGGAAUACUAUGUUGUCAAGGAGAGUGUCAGUGGUUGCAUUUGGAACUAAUCAAGGAGAUGCGAACCUUCUGUAAGACGCUCUUUCCUGUAGUAGAUUAUGCCUACUGCACCAUUCCAACAUACCCAAGUGGCCAAAUUGGCUUCAUGCUUUGCAGUAAAAAUCCAAAAACACAUUUCCGUGAACCAGUACGAGAACUAACAAGAGACGAGAUUGAGAGCAUGGACCUAAAAUAUUACAAUCCAGAAAUCCACCGUGCUGCAUUUAUUCUCCCAGAAUUUGCCAGAAAGGUACUUAGUGAGGCAUAAAUGGCUUCUUGGAUGCCAUUUUGUGUCAUGCUGCCUUCUGUGAAAGCAGAACAAACCCUCACCACAGCUGCAGUACCUCCCACUCUGGAUCACUCUCCAGCCUCCUGCUUUCUGACUGAUUGGUCAAUGAUCUGUUUCAAGUGGAAAUGCCUUCUGUGGGAAAUUCUCUGUAUUUACGUAUGCCUGGUCCCAGCAGUACUUCACGUCUUAUGAGUUGGUUUGUUUCCUAUAUACCACUGCCCACAUCAAACUGUCAGAAGUAUACAGAAAGACAAUCAAUACAUGCAUUAUGACAGAUUCCUCAGUCUAUUUAUGUUUUAACAGUUCUAGCUUGGCAAUACUCCAUUUAAUAAGCAUAUUUUACAUAAUAAUCUAAUGGAAGGGAAAUCUCAUAAGAUUUUGCAUUUCUACUGGUGGGAAUCAACAGAACCAGAGCAUCAGCAUGCCUCUUCUGUAAACCCUUUCAAAGACUUUCAGGUAAUUGUACAUAUUUUGUUAACAGCAGGCUCUCCCUCUCAAACUGGAAAUCAUUUCCUGCAAUUGUUUAAAAUGAUUCAAAACAUGAAUGCUUUUUGUUUUGUAAAGAUGGCAUUGGGGUCUCUGCAGAUGACUUGUGUGGUCUUGCUCUCAUGAAUAGUUAUGUAACUCUAGUUACAUGAGUCAUGUUUGCUUGACGUGAUUUAUAUAGAGCAAAAACAGUAUGACGUUUACAUACACCUUAGCCAAACACAUUUAAACUCAGGUUUUCACAAUUCCUGACAUUUAAUCGUAGAAAACAUUCCCUGUCUUAGGUCAGAUAGGAUCACUACUUUAUUUUAAGAAUGUGAAAUGUCAGAAUAAUAGUAGAGAGAAUUAUUUAUUUCAGAUUUGAUUUCUUUCAUCACAUUCCCAGUGGGUCAGAAGUUUAUGUACACUUUGUUAGUAUUUGGUAGCAUUGCCUUUAAAUUGUUUCACUUUGGUCAAACAUUUUGGGUAGCCUUCCACAAGCUUCUCACAAUAAGUUGCUGGAAUUAUGACCCAUUCCUCAAGACAGAACUGGUGUAACUGAGUCAGGUUUGUAGACUUACUUGGGCGCACACACAUUUUCAGUUGUGUUAUGAACCAGACUUGUGGAGGUCCACAAAUAAUGUUUUUUUCUGAGGUCUUUGCUGAUUUCUUUUGAUUUUCCCAUGAUGUCAAGCAAAGAGGCACGGAGUUUGAAGUUAGGCUUUAAAAUACGUCCACAGGAACACCUCCAAUUCAGGACACCACCAAUCAGAAGAUAACUGUCUAAAGGCUUGACAUAAUUUUCUGUAAUUUUCCAAGCUGCGUAAAGGCACAGUUAACUUGGUGAAUGUAACCUUCUGACCCACUGGAAUUGUGAUAUAGUCAAUUAAAAGUGAAACAAUCUGUGUGUUAAUUGUUGGAAAAAUUACUUGUAUCAUUCACAAAAUAAAUGUCCUAAACGACUUGCCAAACCUAUAGUUUGCAAAUCUGUGGAGUUGUUAAAUGAGUUUUAAUGACUUCAACCCAAGUGUAUGUAAACAUCAGACUUCAACUGUAGGUGUUUGGUAUGUAGCUUUUUGAGAGAUGUGCUAUCAUGUGUCUUUUGCAAAUGUAUGCUUAUUGUCAAUGGAAACUGGGUGGAACGGGGUUUCCUUUUAACUUGAAAUGAAAUAUCUUUUAAGGAUACUCGAAGUCUCAAGAUACUGUCUUAAUAUUGAACCUGGUUAUGGAUUGAAUAGGAAUAUUAGCUGUACGUCAAGAUAAAAUGAUAACGGUGUGUUUUAUGAUCCUAUAUCUUUUAAGUCUAGUUGCAUAGGCCACACUUAUUUUGUACUGUUGUCAAGUUUUACUGUAUGAAAGGGUUUAUCUGCCCUUUUUAUCAUUUUGUGUUCAUGAUGUACAUUUCAUUUUGUGAAUUUCAUAAAUUCUUUUGAAAUAAUAAUAAAAAGU